Scheffersomyces coipomensis is the source of this 1161-nucleotide messenger RNA. RefSeq lists its product as uncharacterized. Bases 1 to 1161 code for a protein of 386 amino acids. The transcript has a single exon. Gene Ontology annotation, biological process: regulation of DNA-templated transcription. NCBI's taxonomy places the organism in Eukaryota, Fungi, Ascomycota, Pichiomycetes, Serinales, Debaryomycetaceae. Gene Ontology annotation, molecular function: sequence-specific DNA binding; zinc ion binding. The record is from RefSeq and is a predicted model, not a curated record.
AUGAUUCAAAUCAAAAUAUAUUCCCAGAAAAGUUCUUCAAAUACUAAUGAACAUUUGCUACUAAUACACUCAGUGAUGAUGGAUACAACAAGCAAAGAAAGCUCUCCUUCGAAGCCGACCAAUAAUUUGCCUUUGCCUUCCUUUGAAGUAUUGUAUCAAACAUCACAAAGAGCAGAUUCGUCCCUAACGCGUCACCAUUCACAAGAUUCCAAUUUAUCGUUACAAUCAAAAAACCAUAGCCCCCAGGUAUCAAUUUCCAAUCCACCAUAUAUCUAUAAUUCGCCUCAAGGAUAUUCACAUACAAGAAUCCACCACAGUAGAGAUGAAAGUUAUCCUUAUCCUUUUGAUUACAAAUAUCCCGCUGCUCAAGGAGUGGCAUUAACAAGAGAAACACCACCAUCUUCUACACCAGUGUACAAAAGACCAAGCACUCAGCUCACUUUUGGAAGACCUAAUGUUGAAAAACCAGCUGAUGUUUAUAACACAUUACGUAGAACUUUUGAAUGUAUAACUGAUCUUGAAAACUUUGGUAAAACAUAUAGUGGCUUGUAUAAUACCAUGAAUGAAUCGAUCGCAAAGGAUGUUACAUUACAAGGUAGUUUUGCUGCUAAGCAGGAAUUUGAUAAAAUUUUUAGAUCGUUUUCAGUUGGGGAAGUAGAUACUGCACUUAGCAAGUGUGAUCUGCUAAAAAGUCUGUUACAGGAAAUGAAAGAUCAUAUGCUUGAGUCAAUUGGAUCACGUCCAAUUUUAGGUGGUGUUGUUGAAGGUUCUUCUAGUAUGAGGGAAUCAGUCUCGGCGAGUCCAGCGAGUCCCACAAAGAAGAGAAAGAAGGCAAUCCAUGAAAGGAGUAUUAGUGUUGGUGGUGAACUUAUGGAUAUGAGAAUUACUGCUCCUGCUCUAAUCGUCGAAGGUCAUCAAGAAAAAAUCGAUCAAGGUGGAUUAAAUCCUGAUUUGAGUAUUAGAGAAAGAAUCAUUACUUGUAACCAUUGUGGUGCUGAUAAUACCCCAGAGUGGAGAAGUGGUCCUGACGGAAGCAGAACAUUAUGUAAUGCGUGUGGUUUAUUCUAUUCAAAGCUAAUAAGAAAAAAUGGACCAGAGAAUGCAAAGGUAAUCAUGCAACAAAGGAAAGCGGACCCUACUGAUAGAAGAAUCCUUCCUUAA